UUGCCAUCCGACUAUGGUUCGGAGCAUCGCCACUUCGUCCUUUUUCGGCCUACCGCCGUUCAACAACCCCUUCGCCGUAGUUAGAUCUCGCCGUGAUUCGCAGCGGCGAGUCCGGCAGCUACUCGAUCGUCUUUCUCCAGACCAGCAGUUGGAACUUCUUGGACUGAGUCCCAUAGGGAAUGCUGAUGGGGGGAGCAACGAUGAAGGCAGGGUCAGGGGAGACUUGCCCACUUCAGAUAGGAAGUCGGUGCUGAAACCGACGCGCAAGGGAGGGAAAAGCGGCAUUGCCGGCAAUGGGGAAGUAGAAGAAGAGGAGGAGGAGGAGGACAACGGAGAGGGGGAUGAUAUGGAUGAUAACGAGGAGGAUGAAGACGAGGAUGAGGAGGAAGAAGAAGAAGAGGAGGAUGAAGACGAUGAAGGGAGCGACGGUGACGACGCGGAGAAGGGCGACGAGGAGAUCCUGAUGGUCGAUUUCGACUUCUUUGACUCCCAGCCGUCGGAUUACCAUGGAGUGAAGGCGCUGCUGAGAACGUUCCUGGACGGCAAGCGGUGGGACCUGCCGGCGUUUGUAGACGCCAUCACCGCUGGACCACCAGGAGGGGGUGCUGCUGCAGGGGAGGGGGAUGCUGGAGGUGCUACUGCUGGUGGUGGGAGCGUGGCAACGGUGGUGAAAGCAGGGGAUGAGGGGAGUGUGCUUGGGCUCACUGCUUGUUUGCCGUUGAUCUGCAAGUCCAAGGGCUGGACGGCGGAUUUUGUCCGGUUCCUGCACGAAGGGUGUGACAACAAGGCGCAGUGGGACGAGCUGUGGGGUGUGCUGCAGAGAGGGCGCGUGGGCGUGGUGCUGUGCGAACGAGUGGCCAACCUGCCGUUUCAACUGGUGCCGCACCUGUUCAGAAGCACACUUCAACCAAUGCUGGAGAAGGGAGCGCCAGUGGAAAAAUUUCUGAUUCUGACGCGCAUGUACCGACAGACUGGUGGCAAGGCGUCCAGGAAGCAGCACAAGGGAGCAGCACAGGGCUCAGAAGGAGGCCCUUCGGAGCUGUUCUUCCCCAAGCCAGAGGAUGAGCUGCUCAAGAAGCUCGCCACGUCGUCGUAUUCCUUCCCAGUCCAUGCUGACAUCAUGGCUUCCAGACAGCUGAAGGGCUUCCAACAUCUGCGCUUGGUCAUGCUUCUUUCAGCGGCUCAAAUACGCACUUUCUUAGAGAAAGUAAACGACAUGGUGGAUGAUGACUGAGGAACCACGCCUGUUCUUCCUCAUCAAUCUUAAAACAAAAGCAUUACUGAAAGGCUUUUAUUUGUAAGCACGUGGCUUAUGGUAGUUUCAAAUGUUGUUGAUGCGAAUGUAGGCCAUGUGAAAUGUAAACUUAAUG
This is a messenger RNA of Closterium sp. NIES-67, 1370 nucleotides long. The record is from the annotation of a GenBank genome assembly. Lineage: Eukaryota; Viridiplantae; Streptophyta; Zygnematophyceae; Desmidiales; Closteriaceae.